AUGCCAGUACAAGAGUUUUUCAAGGAGCCACUCACUAUGUAUGAAAUAGCCGAACAGUAUUGGGAUUUGAAAGCUUAUCCGACACAAUAUGUGUUCUCACUUCUCGCAUUAGCGUCUGAAGAUAAAUUAGAAAAAGAUAAAUGUAUAGAACUCAGUUCGUCAGAAGGACAAGAAGAUUGGCUCAAUUAUUGUAGAAGACCAAAAAGAACUAUUCUAGAAGUAUUACACGACUUUCACAAAUCAGCAUCGAAGUUAACUAUAGAGAUAUUAUUCGAAUUAUUCUGUUCAAUUAAACCGAGAUCCUUUUCUAUAGCGAGUAGUUGUUUAUCGUCAAACGGAAACAAAUUAGACUUAUUAGUAGCUGUUGUCAAAUAUUACACUAAAUUAAAAAAAGCGCGACUCGGCCUAGCCUCCAAUUGGUUGAAGAGUUUACAAAAUGGCGACAAAGUUUAUGGUUGGAUAAAGAAAGGAUCGAUUAAAUUUCCAGAUGAUAAGGAUAUACCACAAAUUUUUGUUGCACCCGGUACGGGUUUAGCGCCUUUCAGAAGUUUGUUACAAGAGAGAAUAUAUGAAGGGACCGCUAAUAAAGAUGUAUUGCAUCUUUUCUUUGGAUGUCGCUACAAAGAAAAGGAUUUCCAUUGUAAAGAAGAACUUGAGAAAAUGGUUGAAGACAAACAAUUAAGCUUAUACACAGCAUUUUCUAGAGAUCAGGAUAACAAAAUUUACGUUCAACAUAAAAUAGCUGAAGCAUCAAAUGAGUUAUGGCAUCUCAUACACAAUAAAGGAGCGUACAUAUUUAUAUCGGGCAAUGCCAAAAAUAUGCCAAAUAAUGUUCGGGAUGCAUUCAUAGAAGUGUUUCAUACAUGCGGUAACAUUGAUAUGGUGGAAGCUAAAGAAAUGCUCAAAGAUAUUGAGAGAAAUUGCAGAUUGCAAGUUGAAACUUGGUGA
Molecule: messenger RNA, 948 nt
Organism: Danaus chrysippus (African queen)
Lineage: Eukaryota; Metazoa; Arthropoda; Insecta; Lepidoptera; Nymphalidae
Source: the annotation of a GenBank genome assembly